UCGGGGAAUAGCAAAAAAUCUUUUUUAUUUUGGAUAAAUUUUCCCUAUUAAAUUAUCUUGUAUCUCACUUAAAUUAAUUAAUUUUGGACAGAAAAGCAGUGAUUAUAAAAAAGAACUGAAUGAAAUCGUGUCGAUAAGAAUGUGUAGCAUCCCAAAAUGAUAUUAGAUGUGUUGAAAAGCCUCAGGAAAAUGGAUAAAAUUGAAAAAGUUUUGUUACACAAAAAAACAUUUUAUGCUCUCUUUAAUUAACCAAAAUAAAUCACCAAAAUUAGCUUUAAAUUAUACCAAAAAUACUUUCGAAAAUAACUUGAAACGAUGAAUCUCUAAUGAAGAUUACUAACAAGAAAAAUACAAUAAAAAGCAGCAAGAAGAGGAAUAGAAAAAUGGAGAAAGACAACAAGUCCAAUGAGACUGUUGCAGCAACAAAAGAACUUAAAGCGGCAGCAGUUAUUGACACAAACAGUAAAAAUAUUCAAACAUCACCGAUUGUUAUCAAAAUUGAAGCGCCAAAAGAUGCUAUUAAACCACAACAAGUUAAAAUUGAUAAUAAGAUGAGAAGUAAUAUCGAGAGUGACUUGGAGAAGCCUACGAAAUCGAGAUUAUGUCAAUUAUUUCCAAUAAUUUUAUUUCUGGUCACAUUUGCAACAGUUUUAAGUCUACUGAUAUUAUAUAUGGAUCCCUCAACUGAAUAUCGACAUCAACAAUUUAUUAGACAAAAUUUAACGCAAGAUUAUGACAUGGUAAAUACACCUCAAGACAAUGGCGAGCUUGUUUGGUUCGUGAGGGAAGUGCUGAUGAAGAAGUACCCGAUGUUAAAUCUUCCUAAAUUACCUAUGGAUCAAUUCAACUUCAACAGUAGCAGCGAUCUAGCGUCAAUAAUGUCUAAAUUCAUUGGCAAAGAUUUAUUUGGAAAUAAAAAGUCAGGCUAUUACUUCCAAUCGCUUACGGGUACAAACGGUAAAAUGAUUCCAGCACCUUGGCUCACCGAGAGUCUCCAAUGGGGCGGAUGUAUUGUCGAACCAGAUCCAUUGAAAUAUUUUCAACUUAGAAAACUUUAUGCGAAACGAGACGAAACUAAAAUUAUUCAUGCUUCACUAUCACCUCAGAAAUAUCCAAAGGAGGUGACUCUUCAUUAUGAGGAAACAGAAAGUGAGGUAAAAGUGGAAACGAUGAAUGAUGAACCAGAGAGAAUUAAAUGCUUUCCACUGUAUACCAUCUUAUUGGCAUUAAAUCGAACACAACUUGAUUUAUUGAGUUUAGGAUGUCAGGGACAGGAACUGGAAAUCCUUCAAACGAUACCUUGGGAUAGAAUAUCAAUCGAGGUGAUAAGCAUUCAUCUCGUCCAUUUCUCACAUAAAAUUGACUAUCCACUCUAUGCGAGUGAAUUAAUCAAAUAUUUAGAGGAUCUCUCUUAUCAACUCGUGUGGAAUCACGAGAGAAAUUUCGUAUUUAAGAAAGUCUCAUCAAAUUGAGUGAAAAGUCUAAAGAUAUUUCAAUAUUUUUUUCUAUUCGACACUGUAUUUUUAAUUAAUAUAAUUAAGCAUUAAUUUAUUAUUAUUAUUAAUAUUAUUAUUUCUCUUUCCAAUAUACCAAAUAUUUAAUUAAAUAGUAUGUAAUGAUAUGAAGGAAAUUAAUAUUUUAUUAUGUACAGAUAAAGAAGUGUUAAUAACGUGACCGGUCUUGGUCGAAAUGUAUCGAUUUUUAAUGAUAUUUUUGCAGACGAGAAAUGCAAAGAGAAAAGAUUAUGAAAAUAAUUAUUUUUGAUAAUGAAAUGAAUGAAAAAAAUUAAGCUACAGCUUUGAGAUUAUGUGGUUGAGAUUUCUGGACUGGAAUCGUCUUUUUUAACUCUCUUAAGUUGAUUGGUUCAAAACCUUCAAUUGAGAAUCUCAAACCAAUCAGAUUCACUAAACUUUCAUCCAGCAAGUCUCAAUUUAUCGAAUACGAAGAAUAAAAGUGCAAAAGCUAAGAAUAAAAUCUCAUAAUUUAAUUUAUUAACAA
Chironomus riparius is the source of this 1998-nucleotide messenger RNA. NCBI's taxonomy places the organism in Eukaryota, Metazoa, Arthropoda, Insecta, Diptera, Chironomidae. The record is from the annotation of a GenBank genome assembly.